AUGAGGACCACAUUGGCCUGCCAGUGGUGUCGAAAGUCAAAAGUCAAGUGCCACCACGAUGGUAUUCCACCUUGCAAAUCAUGUAGGGCUCAUCCGGGUAGAGAAUGUAGCCUGAGCACUCCUACCUUUCGUAGGAAGCGGCGCAUGUCGUCUCAUUCCCCAGCGAACACGGCUCGUGCAAAUCGUGUAUCAAAGACUAUUAUAGGGGAGAUAUCCACAUCUCGAAGAAUAGAGAAGACAAAUGCUGGCUUACAAAAUCAACAAUCACCAACGGCCUUUUCAACGCAUACUGCAGUUUCUGAUGCAAACAGCAGUUGCGAAAGGCAGGGUAAUGCUUCACUGAAACAACCGAAAACCUUAGUAUUACCUGAAAAUGCCCUCGAUAAUGUGGAUCGGGAAUUGGUCAUUCGUGCAAGCAGAAUAUUUGUCCAGCAGUUCCCUGAAUUCGGCUUUGUCCAUAAGCCAACAUUCUUUGAGUACGGCCUGCCAGAUGAGAUCCCUGUCAUAAAGCUCUGCGCGAUCCUGGCUCUGUGUGCACGGUAUAUUCCCGAACUGGUGGAUCAGUAUGGCAGUCCGUAUCUAGCAUCUCAAUAUUUCGCCAGCGUUGUACGUGAGAAUAUCAUGAGCUAUGUGGCACAACAUCCUGGGAUCGACGCCGUUCAUGCCAUGAUUUUACUCAGUUUGUACGACUGGGGAGAGGGUAAUGGGUUUCAGGCAUGGAUAUAUACAGAUCUUGAAGCACGGGGUGUACAGUUUCAGACACCGUUCACAGCCUUCUGUAUGUUCAGUGCCGCCAGCACAGUUUUAUAUGCGGACACUUGGCCGUACAUGGCACCUGAACUCGAGAAUGCGAAGAAGAAGUAUACAUGGAGUUUCGAUUGGCUGGGAACUGCCAGCGAAAGGUGGGAGAUUGCGAAAUGUUGGUAUGAAACAUUGGGCGAGCUCAUGGGGAUAUUCACGCGCCUCAAAACAGAUGGACAUAAUUUCCCACAUCUUGGACGGGAGCAGUUCCAAGAUCUCCAUGAUAAUUUGCAUCGUCUUGCAGAACCAGAAUCUUCAACUGUGAAUGCUCUGGCUGCUCUAUCACAACACGCAUCGCCUGACUUUGCAGGACCGUCUUGUCAAUCCCACCCCGGGACUACGAGAAAUGGAAGAGACUUGGGACCACAGCCUUUGGUUACUCAAGACACAGUUCGACUCCAAGAAGUACAUAAUACUGCCACAGGACAAAGCCAGGCAGGCCUCUUGGGCUUAGAUCACGAGCCACAGGCCAUGGAUGAUAACCCCGGGAUUGACACAGAUUUUCUGAUGGCAAUGCUGUCUGACCCUUCCGGAGACUGGUCGCAUGUAAUAUAAGUUUCUUCCCAUACCACUACACUAGAACCUGUGCAUCAAUUCCC
Messenger RNA from Aspergillus pseudotamarii, 1400 nucleotides. RefSeq lists its product as uncharacterized. The record is from RefSeq and is a predicted model, not a curated record. Gene Ontology annotation, cellular component: nucleus. The transcript is spliced from 3 exons. NCBI's taxonomy places the organism in Eukaryota, Fungi, Ascomycota, Eurotiomycetes, Eurotiales, Aspergillaceae. Gene Ontology annotation, biological process: regulation of DNA-templated transcription. The coding region runs from base 1 to 1356 and encodes 451 amino acids. Gene Ontology annotation, molecular function: DNA-binding transcription factor activity, RNA polymerase II-specific; zinc ion binding.